Messenger RNA from Hippocampus comes (tiger tail seahorse), 3281 nucleotides. RefSeq names its product SKI-like proto-oncogene a (gene skila). Lineage: Eukaryota; Metazoa; Chordata; Actinopteri; Syngnathiformes; Syngnathidae. Gene Ontology annotation, biological process: negative regulation of transcription by RNA polymerase II; negative regulation of BMP signaling pathway; negative regulation of transforming growth factor beta receptor signaling pathway. The record is from RefSeq and is a predicted model, not a curated record. Gene Ontology annotation, cellular component: cytoplasm; nucleus; transcription regulator complex. Gene Ontology annotation, molecular function: RNA polymerase II cis-regulatory region sequence-specific DNA binding; DNA-binding transcription factor activity, RNA polymerase II-specific; SMAD binding. The transcript is spliced from 7 exons. Bases 168 to 2486 code for a protein of 772 amino acids.
AAGCAUAUCGAAUGGAACAUCGAAAAUUCUCCAUCAUGCUUGUCUCCAUCUACUCGAGAAUCAGCAUCAUUUAAAAAAAAAGCCGACGGGAUAAACCAAAGGAGUUAUUCAAAAAAGAAAAAAAAGCCGAACCGGAAGACACCAGAACAAUAAGAGAGCGCUCAGACAUGGCCAGCACCCAGACCAGUUUGAAGAGCCCCUUCAAAGGCCUGAGCUCCUUCAAAGGCAGCAUGAAGCGCCUGUACCGCGAGCGUCUGGAGGACGCGCCCAUCAAGAAGCGAGUGAUGGCCGAGAUCAAGCUGAAGCGCCGCAGCUUGGAGUCCUUCCAUAAGGCGGCCAAGGUGAAGCGGGAGCGCGUGGACGAGACGCACCACCACCACGAGCAGCAGCAGCAGCAGCAGCUUCCCCACCGCAACGCGGACGCGGAAGCCGAGUUGCACGCGGCCGCCUCGGCCAAAGCGCUGGACCUGAGCCCGGGGCUCAAACACACGCUGGCCCAGUUCACGCUGAGCAGCCAGAGCUCCCUCGGGGGCCCGGCCGCCUUCUCGGCGCGCACCGGCCUCGAGCCUUCCCACGCCGGCAUGCCCCCGCUGCCCUCCCCUCCCGUCUUGGGAGGCGGCCCCCUGCUGGUCCCCUGCGACAGCUCCACGGAGCUCACCCACUCGCUGCUGGAGGGCGAGUCCAUCUCCUGCUUCGUGGUGGGCGGCGAGAAGCGGCUGUGCCUGCCGCAGGUGCUCAACUCGGUGCUGCGCGACUUCUCGCUGCAGCAGAUCAACACGGUGUGCGACGAGCUCUACGUGUACUGCUCGCGCUGCGACGCGGAGCAGCUGCACAUCCUCAAGGUGCUGGGCAUCCUGCCCUUCAACGCGCCGUCCUGCGGCCUCAUCACGCUGACGGACGCGCAGCGGCUGUGCAACGCGCUGCUGCGCCCCGGCGCCGCGCCGCCCGCCGAGCUGGGCGCCGAGCCGUCGGGCCGGGGCCCGCCGAAAGAAAGCCGGGCCGGCUUCCAGGUGGAGCACCGGUGCCUGGGCAAGUGCCAGGGCCUGUUCCUGCCGCAGUUCUACGCGCAGCCCGAGGCGCCCUGCGUCCAGUGCGUGGAGUGCCACCUGCUCUUCUCGCCGCAGAAGUUCGUCAUGCAUUCGCACAAGUCGCCCGACAAGAGGACCUGCCACUGGGGAUUCGACUCGGCCAAGUGGCCCUGCUACCUGCAGCUGGGCAGGAAGUACCAGGGCUCGCCCGAGGAGGCCGAGCUCAAGCGGCUGCUGGACCAGGUCAAGGGCAAGUUCCACUACCAGCUCAAGAGGGCUCUCGACCGGAAGACGGCUGCGGCAGAUGAAGACCAGGAGAACCAAGCGCGCAAAUCCUCUGCAGACCUCUGCCCCCCCAGCGGCAAGCUGGCUGAAACCGAGCCCACGAGGAAGGUUAAGAUGUCGCCGACCGUGGUGUACAAUCAGCUUUUCCCGGACAUCAAGGAGGAGCCGGGACACCCCGCCCUGGUCCACCCGAGCUACUACCUGUACACGUACGAUAAGAUGGUGGCUCCCAACGUGUCCCUGCGCAGGGAGGCAGAGAUGAGCCCCGAGAUACUCGGCGCGCUGCUCAAACAUCAAUAUGGCCGAGGAGCGCCGCACCACGACGAGCCUCCCAUGGAUCUCCACGCGUCGCCUCCGCUGGCUGAGGAGGCCAAAUCCCAACACGCUGCCGAGCGGGAAUGCCAAGCCCAGGCAGUUUCCAUGGAGACGAGCAGCCUGAGCGGCAAGAUAGCCGCCCGCUCCCACAGCCCUCCUCCUUCCCCUCUUCAUCCCGCAUCGCCGCCGCCCGUGACGGAGGCGGCGGACGAAGAUGCCGGAUGCGCCGUGAACAUGACGUUGGGCGGGCCGGAGGACGACAAGGACAGGAUCGUAGUGGAGAUCGUGCAGAUGUACGGCAGGCAGCAGGAGAAGCUGAACUCCACCCUGCACAAGCAGCUCCAACUGGAGAUGGAGCUGGAGGCGUUGCGCGGCGGCGAGGCGGCGCGGCUCCGCGAGUUGAGCGCCGAGCAGCGGGAGCUGCGCACCGAGCUGGAGGCGGCGCACAGCGAGCAGGCGCGUCAGCUCGGCCAGGCCCGCCGGGAGCAGCUGGAGCUGGAGACGCGUCUGGAGCAGCUUCGGCAGCAGACGUGCGCUUGCGAACCCGCUGCUCAGCGCCAGCAGCAGGCGCAUUACGCCGCGCAGUUGUCGGAUCUUCGCCAGAGGCUGGAACGCGCCGAGGCCGACCGGCAGGAGCUGCAGGAGGAGCUGAGACGCGAACGGGAGGCGCGCGAGAACCUGGAGCGCACCAUCGCCCAGCUCAAGCAGCAGAUGGCCCAGUCGGGCGCCGCCGUCCCCGCCGGGGGCAGCCCCUCGCCUCCCCUUACCCCGUCUACCGGGCCCCCCAACGCCCAUUCGCCCGCCUCCUCCUCCUCCUCCCCGUCCUCAUCCUCCUCCUUCUCAGAGGUCCCAAAGUAAACGGCAGCCCUCUUCUGCUUUCACUGUAGGACUUUUGUAAUUUAACAAAGAAGAGUUUUGUCUUUUUUAUUAUUAUUAUUAUUAUUGGUAAUCCUUCUUCUGCUCUCAGCAAACAUAUUUAAAAACCUUUUUGGUUUGUUUGGCAUGUGAUUUCAAUUGAUAGCCACCACCAUUCGCGCUGCUUGUUUUGCAUUCCCUCGGCACACCUGGCGGACGGGUGAGCGCUCAUCUUUUCUGAGAGCAAAGUGAAAUUAUGUCACGGAAAACGGAGGACGACUACUAUCGCCCCCUUGCUCUGCGAAGCCGUCCUCCCUCCGCACGCACCACUGUGGCAUUCUUCCACGUCCACCGAAAAACAAAACAAAACAAAACACUGUGCUACUUUUUUUCCAGGGUACUUGAGUCACCCGAUCACCACCCUUUCCCCAUCAUCCCUCUGGGAAAGGAAUGAGGGUUUUAUUUUGUUUGUUUGUUUCUUUCUUUGUUUUCUGCGCCGAACAUGAAGGCAGCUUUUUGAUAAUAACGCAAGCUUGCAGCCCCGCCCCUUGAUUUGACCUGAAUGUGGGACAGAAGGUGACACCAGUUACUUGAUCGUUAUGCUGCCCGACUGAACAAAACGGCGGCGGGAAAGGAAGUAUGAGAGGGGCGACGCCCCAUGGAGGGUUGACUUUGACAAGCGCCCCUCCAGCACCGGAGCACCGCUUUUUGUCACGUUACCAGGCAAAAUGUGCUUUUUAUUGCCUCGUGGGAGUUCAAAGUCAUCGGUGUGUGUGUGUGUGUGUGUGUGUGUGUGUG